Molecule: messenger RNA, 808 nt
Organism: Cheilinus undulatus (humphead wrasse)
Lineage: Eukaryota; Metazoa; Chordata; Actinopteri; Labriformes; Labridae
Exons: 2
Coding region: 21-311 (96 amino acids)
Cellular component (GO): EKC/KEOPS complex
Source: RefSeq, a predicted model, not a curated record
AGCGAAAGGCAGUCGUAAAGAUGGCGGCGGUGUGUGUGUCAGCAGAGCUGACGUUUAGAGAUGGACAGAGAGAGAAAAUUAGCGUCAAAGUAGACAAUAAUCUGAAGUCUCUGAUAAACGGAGUUCACGAGAUGAACGAGAACGUGUCUAGACUUCUCAGUGAGCUGGUGGAGAGGGAGAAACUCGGCGGAGUCUGCGCAGAUGGUGAGGAGGAUGACAGCGAUGAAGAUGAGGAAUCAGAGGAAUCAGAGGAGCCUCCAAACUGCGAAAAACAGCCUCCAGUAAAACGCUGCAGAACCUCAAACUCCUGAAGUCUUGUUGUGGGAUGAUAUUCAGACCAUACUGUUGUAAAUACUGAAUCAUUAACUGUAAAAAAAGGGAUGCACAGAUGCGUCGGUUUAACAUCGGUAUCAGCCAAUAUCUGCCCUGUUCACAAACACUGGACAUGUGACAUUAACAGAUAUUAGUUACCAGUGUUUAUCUGUUGUCUCCAAUGAAUUUCAUGCUGCCAUCCAGUAAGAGAUUUUUUUUUUUUUACAUGGCAGAAGUGACCCUUUAGACAAACUGAUUCGAUUUAAUGGUUCAAUGUAGGAGUGUUGCACCAAAAUAAGUGUAAAAAACCAUCAGUAUCAGUUAAAAUAUGUAUCUUAAACAUCAGUUUCAGCUCUUAUUUUCACAAUCAGUGCCUCUUUCUUUAAAGGUCAUGAGUAAAUGUGUGUGUUUGUAAUCAACACCUGGUGUCAGGUGACCUUGGAGAACAGUCCAGGUGUGUCUGUGUUCACAGAUAAUUAAUAAAACUAUUUUAUAA